Colletotrichum fioriniae is the source of this 1236-nucleotide messenger RNA. The record is from RefSeq and is a predicted model, not a curated record. NCBI's taxonomy places the organism in Eukaryota, Fungi, Ascomycota, Sordariomycetes, Glomerellales, Glomerellaceae.
AUGAACGCAAGUUCCAACACUCCGGCGAUGACAACGACGACAACGACGACUGCCCAGCCAGUCCUCCACAUUGGCAUUUGGGACAUCAUCCUCGAGCAGCUUGCUAGAUUUAUUGCUUUGAACCGUGAGGCUGCCCACCAGAACCCUGGUUCCACGACUGAUCGAAGCAUUGUUGCGGCGAACCACAUCAAUGCCGAAACUCCGAGCAUCGGAUGCUUUGGCAGUCGCCUCCUCCGCAAGCUGGCCCACAUGUCUACGGAAAAGGGCUUCCAGGUCAUGCUCAAGAGCUUGACGGCAGACUGGUGGAUGAACGUCCAGCCAGUCAUUCAUACCUUUAGAAAGCUGGAAAGUCUCUCCCUCGUCUUUCUCGAUGACUUGGACAAGUCCGCAGCCGCAUUGAUCACGAGCCAUCUGCCAUUGUUGACAAAGAUAUCAGUCGUACAGGCCGAUGACUCUUACAUUGCUUCCUUUGCAGACUUCGUCUCGGGGCUACAGCCGACUCAGUUGCGUUCGUUCGACUGCUCGCUCAAUCAGACGCAGGUGCCACUUUUGAGGGCAAUUGUCUGGCAGACUUGUCUCCAGGAACUGACCAUGAACUUCAUAGUUCGCCCUCCUUUUGAGCUGCAUCGACUCUUUGAGCUGACAGACUUGAAAUCGUUGACCCUUAGCUUCAACUACCAGCCAUCGCCUCAAAAUCGAUUGAGGUUCAAAAGAUGGGCCGAAGAGAACCGCAGCAAGUUUGCAGACUGGCUAAAGUCGUGCAAGGCUCUUCGAAGUCUCCAUCUCUUCCGCUUUCCGGACCUCGUUCCCGCGGUUGCUGAUGCUCUUCCUCACUUACAUCUACGCAGGUUGCACAUUUUCUCCACGGGAUGCUACGAAAACUUCUAUGAAGCACUUGAGACGCAGCAGCUCGAGUAUCUCUUCCUAGCUGAGUGCUCUGAAGAAGGCCUCAGCAACCCUACUUCGAGGUUGAAAGAACGAGGCGAGCUCGUCAUGAAAGCAGCGACAGCCAUGCCGUGUCUUCGGGAUCUGCGACUGCACACUUACUCCACCCUUGACUGUAGUGUGCUCGAUAGCAUUGCCAGAUACGCACCGAGGCUCCAAACUCUGUCCUUUGUCUGCCGAAAAGGUGAGAACUCGACCUGGACGCUCCGUGCUCUCGAGGGCUUCAAACACCUCACCAGCCUGACAGUACUGGGCCACACCAAGUUCUCGUCGCGCGAGAUACUCUACUGA